UCAAAUACUUGAUGGCUCUGAGUUCUUCUCAAGCCCUACUCAGACCCUCAAACUUCCCUCUCCAAAUUCCAACACAUGCUAAAGCCAUAAACUUUAAUCUGCCCAGGUUUCCCAGAGCAAGAACCAGAGCAUCCUUUGAAGGAAAUGACCAAAGUGCCACAGCCACACCUCUGCAUGUUCAGGAGCCACUGCUCAGCAAAGAAGUGGAGGAGAGUGUGAAAGUGCUGAAGAAUGCUGCAAAAACAAGAAAGGUUGCAGCAGAGGAGAUUCUGUCUGCUCUAUCUGUGCUUGAGAAUGCAAAGCUGGACCCUUCUGGGUUUCUUGAGACGCUUGGUGGGACAGAAUCACCGGGGAGAACUUGGAUGCUCAUUUUUACUUCUGAGAAGAAACUGAAGGGUGGUAGAUACUUCCCUAUAACUGCUGUUCAGCGGUUCGAUGCUGCUGGAAAGAGAAUUGAGAAUGGAGUAUAUUUUGGGCCAAUUGGAGCCUUAACAUUUGAAGGAAGGCUUUCUUGGAAGAAGAGAAUACUGGCCUUUGUCUUUGAGAGCAUUCGGAUAAAAAUUGGAACUCUGAAACCUUUGGAGAUCAGUCUAGGCCAAAAGGAUGACAGAGAGCCUAGCACCGAGGAUCCUUUCUUUAUAUGGUUUUACAUAGAUGAAGAAUUAGCAGUUGCUCGAGGCAAACAAGGGGGAACUGCUUUCUGGUGCCGCUGUCGCCGUGUAAUGUCUUGAUCUCUUUUCUUUUUCUGAGUUUCAGGUGAAUAUAUAGAUCUUUUUAUUUUUUUUGUUUUUAUAGAUCAUACUUUACAUAUACAUGUCAGGAUUAACAUGAAUUUGAAAGUGUAAUAUAUUUCAUCAAGACUGCAUCCUGCGUCUUUGCAUUAUU
Messenger RNA from Fragaria vesca subsp. vesca, 885 nucleotides. RefSeq lists its product as uncharacterized. The transcript has 4 exons. The coding region runs from base 12 to 731 and encodes 239 amino acids. The record is from RefSeq and is a predicted model, not a curated record. NCBI's taxonomy places the organism in Eukaryota, Viridiplantae, Streptophyta, Magnoliopsida, Rosales, Rosaceae.